Molecule: messenger RNA, 1563 nt
Organism: Staurois parvus
Lineage: Eukaryota; Metazoa; Chordata; Amphibia; Anura; Ranidae
Source: the annotation of a GenBank genome assembly
AUGGCUGACAACGACAAGCUGGACAACCAGCGGCUGAAGAACUUCAAGAACAAAGGGCGCGACUUAGAGAGCAUGAGAAGACAGAGAAAUGAAGUUGUUGUUGAACUAAGAAAGAAUAAAAGGGAUGAGCAUUUGUUGAAAAGGAGAAAUGUUCCCCAGGAGGAUGUCUGUGAGGAUUCGGAUGUGGACUCAGAAUUCAAAGUGCAAAACACAUCUUUGGAAGCAAUUGUGCAGAAUGCGUCUAGUGACCACCAAGGAAUUCAACUUAGUGCUGUCCAGGCUGCAAGGAAACUUUUAUCCAGCGAUCGGAAUCCACCAAUUGAUGAUUUGAUUAAAUCUGGAAUUUUACCAAUCUUGGUUCACUGUCUGGAAAGAGAUGACAACCCUUCUCUCCAAUUUGAAGCUGCUUGGGCUCUAACAAACAUAGCUUCGGGAACAUCUGAACAAACGCAAGCGGUGGUCCAAUCACAUGCGGUUCCUCUUUUCUUGAGGCUUCUGCAUUCUCCUCAUCAGAAUGUAUGUGAACAAGCUGUGUGGGCAUUGGGGAAUAUAAUUGGUGAUGGGCCUCAGUGUCGGGAUUAUGUUAUCAGCCUUGGAGUGGUCAAGCCUUUGCUGUCUUUCAUCAGCCCCACUAUUCCCAUUACCUUCUUGAGAAAUGUCACCUGGGUAAUGGUAAAUCUGUGUCGCCAUAAAGAUCCUCCUCCACCUAUGGAAACCAUACAGGAGAUUCUUCCAGCGCUGUGUGUCCUUAUCCACCACACAGAUGUAAAUAUUUUGGUAGACACUGUUUGGGCUCUUUCCUAUUUAACGGAUGCUGGUAAUGAACAAAUACAGAUGGUAAUAGACUCUGGAAUCGUGACAAACCUGGUUCCUCUUCUAAGUAACCCAGAGGUGAAAGUGCAGACUGCUGCUUUAAGAGCUGUAGGUAACAUUGUCACUGGCACAGAUGAGCAAACGCAAGUUGUUCUGAACUGUGAUGCUCUGUCACACUUCCCAGCCUUGCUUACUCAUGUAAAGGAAAAGAUUAACAAGGAGGCAGUCUGGUUUUUGUCCAACAUCACGGCCGGAAAUCAACAACAAGUUCAAGCUGUUAUUGAUGCUAACCUUGUGCCAAUGAUCAUACACUUAUUGGAUAAGGGUGACUUUGGAACUCAGAAAGAGGCUGCAUGGGCAAUAAGCAAUUUAACAAUCAGUGGAAGGAAAGAUCAAGUGGCAUAUCUUAUCCAACAGAAUGUAAUUCCUCCUUUCUGUAAUCUGCUGACUGUAAAAGAUGCCCAGGUCAUACAAGUAGUGUUGGACGGUUUAAGCAAUAUAUUGAAAAUGGCAGAUGAUGAGGCUGAGACCAUAGCCAACCUUAUUGAGGAGUGUGGAGGUCUGGAGAAGAUUGAACAGCUGCAAAGCCAUGAGAAUGAAGAUAUCUACAAACUGGCUUUUGAAAUAAUUGACCAGUUUUUCUCAUCAGAUAUUGAUGAAGAUUCUAGCCUUGUUCCAGAGACAAUACAAGGUGGAACAUUCAAUUUCAAUUCGUCUGCCAACGUACCAGCAGAAGGGUUUCAUUUCUAG